AUGACGGUAGUGCUUCCUCCGGCGCAGCAAAAAAUAUUUGAAAAACUCGGCUGUGAGUUUGAUGCCCGGGAGUACGCAAAGGCGCUGCGCUGCGCGGAUGCCAUAUUGGCUGUCAUCCCCUCCCAUGCCGACACCAUUGCCAUGCGCGGUCUCACGCUGCAUCAUUUGGAUCGCAGGGAGGAAGGCCAUUUGGCCAUUAAAGAAGCGAUUGAACUUAAUAUUCACUCCACCAUGGCGUGGCACUCACUUGGAAUGUGCCAUAGGACUGAGAAGAAUUAUCCUGAAGCCAUCAAGGCAUUUAAACGAGCCCAUCAAACAGAUCCCACGAACGCCAAUGUACUGCGAGAUCUGUCAUCGGUCUGUGUUCAGGUGCGGGAUUGGGAACAAUUUGUGGAGACAAGACAAAAAAUGGUGACAUUAAAAGCGGGUGUUCGUGCCAAUUGGAUUGCGCUUUCUUGUGGACAUCGAAUGAUGGGACACACAGAACUAGCCGCUGCGGUGAUUGAUGUCAUGACGAGUAUCAUGGACGCUGGAGAGAAUGUGGUGGAAAAGAGCGAGGUCUUUCUCUACCUUGUGGAAUUAGAACUUUCUCACAACGCGCCAGCACGAGCGCUUGAACUUCUUAAGAAACAUGAUGCAGAAAUUGUGGAUGAGGAAGAAAAAAUACUUUUACGAGCAAAGGCACAUGCCCUUCUUGGACAAAAGACAGAAGCAGAAAAGCGUUACAUGGAACUUAUCGGUCGAGGUCUUUCCGAGGCAGACUGUAUUGCAGCCAUUGCCCAACUUCGUAAGAUUCCAAUUGACGCCCAUCGAUGUCCAAAACGUGAUGAGGGGAAAUAUCUGGAAAUUCUCCAGCAAGUACUUAACGUUUACCCCAAGUGUGAUUAUGCCAGGCGACGCAUAUUGGAUUUUAUCCCCAUUGAGGAGUUCAAGAAACGACUUUGUGAGUAUGCAUCGACAUUUAUUAUAAAAAUGAUUCCUUCGUUGUUCAGUGUGUUGAAGUCACUUUAUAAAGAUCCUGAACGCGCAAAACAAAUUGGUGAGGUGUUUUUGGAAUGGGAAAGUGAAAUUCAACGGAAUGACUUUUCAAGUUUUGGUGGAAAGGCAAAUCCGUCAUUUCUUUUAUGGAUUUGGAUGUAUUUGUCAUCCCAUCAUUGUCGUUUGCGAGAUUUUGAUCAAGCACUUCAUUACAUUAACCUUGCAAUUGAUCACACACCAACUGUGGAAUUAUUGUACCUAAUGAAAGCCAAAAUACUAGAAAGAAAUCAACAGUUUGAUGAGGCAGCCAUGAAUGCAGACAAGGCACGUCAGUUGGACUUACAAGAUAAAUAUCUUAAUAGCAAAGCUGCAAAGUAUUUUUUCCGUGCUAAUCGUAUUGAGGAAGCGGAGGCGCGAAUGCAAAUGUUUUACAAGGCCAGUGCAGUGCCUGGUGAUACGUACCUUACGGCACUGGAUUCCCAGUGUGCAUGGUACGAGCGUGAGGUGGGUGAUGCCUUUUUUCGAAGGGGGGAUUACAUUUCCGCACUGGCAAAUUAUCUCAUGUAUGAAGAACAUCAUAUGAGAAAUCAUGUGGAGUUGUUAGAUUUCCAUAAUUAUGUUUUCCGACGGUGUACAAUGAGGUCUUGGUUUGAUGUCUUGGCCCGUGAUGAUGAUAUAAAUGGAAAUAUAUUUUUUUUAAAACUUUGUCCACGUAUUGUUCGAACAUACAUGAAGAUCCAUGAAGAAGGGGAAGAAACCGUACGUGCAAGGUAUAUUCCCCGCCCAGAACUGGAACUUUGCUCAGAUGUGGAAGAAAAUAAACAUUUAAAACAAAUUCGUAAAGAAUAUUAUUUAGAUACCGUUGAUAUUUCUAAUCCACUUCAAAAAGCCGAACGGUAUCUCCUUCCUUACCUCAGCCAUAAUUUGUUUUCCACAGAGGCACACUUGUUGGCUUUUGAAUUUUACACCAUGUUGCGAAAACCUCUUCUUGUGGCCCGUGAGGUGUUGGCAUUGGCAAAGAUGAAGUGCGCAUUGACAGCCGAUCAUAUUGCCCAAUUUGAGCGUCAACUUUUUUUGGAAAUCGCACCCCGAAUGGAUCCUCGCGUGAAGAAGGUGAUUGAUGAGGUGUUGGCCAGCGCAUGGGAAAAAAUAAAGGAGUAA
This is a messenger RNA of Trypanosoma cruzi, 2139 nucleotides long. RefSeq names its product N-acetyltransferase subunit Nat1, putative. Lineage: Eukaryota; Euglenozoa; Kinetoplastea; Trypanosomatida; Trypanosomatidae. Gene Ontology annotation, molecular function: protein-N-terminal amino-acid acetyltransferase activity; protein binding. Gene Ontology annotation, biological process: N-terminal peptidyl-methionine acetylation. The record is from RefSeq and is a predicted model, not a curated record. The transcript has a single exon. Gene Ontology annotation, cellular component: cytoplasm. The coding region runs from base 1 to 2139 and encodes 712 amino acids.